GUAUGUUUAUGGGUCAUGUGUGCAGGUGGCUUUGGGGGAGCUAUUGAAUAGGAAGUGCUCUGGUAUUUAUAUGAAACUGCUCACCGGUUUCAAGGACCCACCAGCAAAAACGUGCCUGUAUGAGUGUGCUUAAUCCCUGCUCAUCCGAAGUGUGCCAGAGCCACUUUCUCCCCCUCCCUUCUUGCCUCUCUGUACAUAUAACCCAGGCUGCUGCACCCAGCCUUUGCCCGCUUGUCUCGCUGGUCCUGAGCACUCAAAGGUGCAGCACGUCUCUGAGAAUGAGCACCUUCUCUGAGACAGCGUGGCUCUGCCUGGCUGUCACCGUAGUGCUAGCAGGAAUAGCCCUUUGCAGUCUCAAGAAGAGCCCAGGGCAGGCCGGCAGAAAGGUGGUCUGCCUGGCGGGUCUCUGGGGAGGGGCUUACCUGCUGCUCAGCCUGCCCCUCUCCUGGAGCUUGAUCCUCUGCCUCCUGUCCUGCUUCCUCCUGUAUACUUACCUCUCUGGUCAAGAGCUGUUACCUGUGGAUCAAAAGGCGGUGCUAAUCACAGGUGGCGAUUCCGGAUUUGGCCAUGCUCUGUCUAAAUAUCUGGAUGAGCUUGGCUUCACGGUAUUUGUGGGAGUUCUGGAUGAAACAGGAUCAGGAGCAGAGGAAUUGCGAAGAACCUGCUCCGAGCGCCUCUCUGUGCUCCAGAUGGACAUCACCGACCCACAGCAGAUAAAAGACGCCCACAGAAAAGUGGUGGAAAAGUUGCAGAACAGAGUCCAUCUGGCUGCUGACCACACCUUGAGGACACCUGUACCAGCCACCUGUCACUUGUUCAACCGCCCCCCCCUGACAUGGGCCUCUGGCAGACACAAAGAUGGUAUGAGAGGGGUCCCAAUGGAAAAGCUGGCAGCCUAUAGCUCAUCCAAGGCGGCUCUGACCAUGUUCUCAGCAGUCAUGAGACAGGAGCUUUCCAAAUGGGGAAUUAAAGUCUCUGUCAUCCAGCCUGGAGGCUUCAGGACGAAUAUUGCAGGCACCAGUGAAGUGUGGAGCAAGCAGGAGAAGGACCUCUUGGACCACCUUACCUCUGACGUUCAGGAAGACUAUGGCCAGGACUAUAUCCUCGAGCAGCGGAAUUAUCUUAAGUUGAUCAACAUGAAGGCCAGCAAAGAUAUGUCCCCUGUGCUCCUGGACAUCCGACAUGCUGUGUCUGCUAAGAGCCCCUUUGCCUUUUAUGCGCCGGGCGCAAUGGCUUAUUCGUUGAUCUGCUUUGUUUCCUUUAGUCCUACUGGCAUAUUUGAUUAUUUUAGCAAAAAAUUGCAUAACUUUGGAGGAGGCUUGCCCAGGGCACUAAUUAAACAGGCCUAACUGAAGAAUAAGCCACAUGGGCAAACACGUGGGAAAUGUCUUGGAACGAAAGGGAAACUUGAACUUCCCAUUAAAGUUGUGGUUUCCUACCUUGCA
Leptonychotes weddellii (Weddell seal) is the source of this 1445-nucleotide messenger RNA. The record is from RefSeq and is a predicted model, not a curated record. Lineage: Eukaryota; Metazoa; Chordata; Mammalia; Carnivora; Phocidae.